Messenger RNA from Ambispora gerdemannii, 999 nucleotides. Lineage: Eukaryota; Fungi; Glomeromycota; Glomeromycetes; Archaeosporales; Ambisporaceae. The record is from the annotation of a GenBank genome assembly.
AUGACUCCACGUUCACGUCGUCGAAAGCACGCCAUCUCCCAACUCAACUUAAUGGUGGUCGGCUUCAAAUCCCUCGGGAAAACGUCAUUUAUUCGUAUGCUUUUCGAUACACUUCGUAUUCGACGAGAAGAUAACAUUCAGUUACCGGCUUCGCUGUUUCAAACUGCCGAGAAACCAGGAGACGCCGAAGCUGCAAGUACAAAGGAGUUAUACUCGUUUACGUUGGACGUCGAGGAAGAAAAUGAAAAGAUUUCGUUGACGUUGGUUGAUUGUCCUGGAUUCAUUAAAGAUAAUGAAUUGCGACUUGAUGUUCAAGUUACCGAGGCCUUACGUUAUAUUGAGGCUCAAUUCGAUUUAACAUUAGCCGAGGAAACUAAAGUUAAACGAAAUCCUAAAGCUCUAGAUAGUCAAAUUCAUGCAUGUCUUUACUUCAUUGAUAAUGCGAAUAAUGGUCUGACUGAUAAAGAUAUUCGCAUUCUAAAGCGUCUAACGGCACGUGUGAAUGUAAUACCAGUGGUCGCCAAAGCAGAUCUUUUAACCACAUCACAACUUGCCAAUUUAAAAAAGACAAUCAAUCGAGAUCUGAAAUUCCAUCAAAUCCCCGUAUUUGAAUUUGCUGAAGCAGAAGAAGACACAGACAUAGAUCAAGAGUUAGAAGACGGUGAGGAACAAGAACAAACAGCAUCCUCAUUCCAAUCUAUGAUCCCAUUCUCCUUAAUCGCGCCCGAAGACGCAAUCAUCACAGACCCAAAUACCAGCGAACGAAUUCGCGGGCGUCAAUUCCCAUGGGGGAUUAUCGAUUGCCUGAAUCCGAAACAUUGCGACUUUGUCGUGCUCCGAAAUGUCUUGUUGACGAGUCAUCGUAAAUUAUUCAAGGACCGUACGCUAGAAUCUUUUUACGAACAAUAUCGUACGGAAAGAUUGUUGGCCAGAAAGGCGAGUAAGAUGAUCACCAAGGAACAGAAGAAGAAACUGUUGGAGGAUUUGUCGGAAAUCUAG